Messenger RNA from Haliotis rufescens (red abalone), 4034 nucleotides. RefSeq names its product growth hormone secretagogue receptor type 1-like. Lineage: Eukaryota; Metazoa; Mollusca; Gastropoda; Lepetellida; Haliotidae. The transcript is spliced from 3 exons. Bases 2254 to 3456 code for a protein of 400 amino acids. Gene Ontology annotation, cellular component: plasma membrane. Gene Ontology annotation, biological process: G protein-coupled receptor signaling pathway. The record is from RefSeq and is a predicted model, not a curated record. Gene Ontology annotation, molecular function: G protein-coupled receptor activity.
CCACCCUCCACCCGGCUACUUGUAUCCUUCUAUACUGAUACACAGCUCCAGUACAACCCUACAUCCGGCUACUUGUAUCAUUCUAUACUGAUACACGGUUCCAGUACCACCCUACAUCCGGCUACUUGUAUCCUUCUAUACUGAUACACAGCUCCAGUACAACCCUACAUCCGGCUACUUGUAUCCUUCUAUACUGAUACACAGCUCCAGUACAACCCUACAUCCGGCUACUUGUAUCCUUCUAUACUGAUACACAGCUCCAGUACCACCCUACAUCCGGCUACUUGUAUCCUUCUAUACUGAUACACAGCUCCAGUACAACCCUACAUCCGGCUACUUGUAUCCUUCUAUACUGAUACACAGCUCCAGUACCACCCUACAUCCGGCUACUUGUAUCCUACUAUACUGAUACACGGUUCCAGUACCACCCUACAUCCGGCUACUUGUAUCCUACUAUACUGAUACAUGGCUCCACAUCCACCAAGCACUUCCCAAACCAUGAAGACCCUCUUGUACUCUCACCGUCUCAGUCGUUAUUAUUAUUAUUAUUAUUAUUAUUAUCAUCAUCAUCAUCAUCAUCAUCAUUAUCAUUAUUAUUAUUUAUUUAUUUAUUUAUUUAUUUUUCUUCUUUUUCUUAUUGUUGUUUUUGUUGUUGUUGCCUAGUUAAUCCCACCCAGAACUUUUCGGAGAAUGUGAAGAAUCCCCAACACUGCAGCCCUCUGCAUUACCCAGAAUGUCGGAAGGGUUGUAUUCCUGUUACCAAACCCGGGUUUUCUCCCGAUGUCAGUCAACAGAUUGGGAGGUACCAAACCUAAGGCACCGAGAACAAUGGGUAGUCGGACCACUUGUUACUUGGGAAGCAAGCGUGACAUUUCGAACGCAAGGUCUGCAUAUUUGCAUAUCAUCAUCACCCAGUCCAGUACCCCCAUCAUUUAUACUACUCAGGUAUGCGGAGUUGUAUAAAAAACAGUGACUAGUAAAUCAGACGAUUAUGACGAAAGAUGAUAGUAACCCGAGUACAUCGAUGCGCCUCGCACACGUCCUUACCCCUUUUCCCUCACUGAUCCUUUCCCAUCACAUAUCCUCACAUUCCCAUCCCCACCACUCUAUACACGCACACGGGGAAGAGAAGAAAACACACGGCCCAAUACUCUGCAGCAAUUACUUAAACAAUUACACAGCAACUAAUAUGCAAAUACUAUCGACUUUCGUUUAGCUAAUAAUUGCAUUUCCAUGGUUUCGAUCUUUUGCGUGCUAAAGAAUUGAUGGAAGAAUACCUCCAGAAGUCCGUCAUACCGCCAUAACUCCAUUACCUCCAGAACGACGCCAUUUCCAUAACUCUAGGGGGACGUUCUACGCACAGCUCCAUCAGGACACGCAGCCAAUACCCCCAGAAGGACGCAAUUCCCAUAUCUCAAGGGGGACGUUCUACCCCCAGCUUCAGCAGGACACACCACCAUUACCCCCAGAAGGACGCCAUUCCCAUAACUCUAGGGGGACGUUCUACCCACAGCUCCAUCAGGACACGCAGCCAAUACCCCCAGAAGGACGCCAUUCCCAUAACUCUAGGGGGCGUUCUACCCACACCUUCAGCAGAACACACCACCAUUACCUCCAGAAGGACGCCAUUCCCAUAACUCUUGGGGGACGUUCUACGCACACCUUCAGCAGGACACACCACCAUUACCUCCAGAAGGACGCCAUUCCCACAACUCUAGGGGGACGUUCUACGCACAGCUUCAGCAGGACACACCACCAUUACAUCCAGAAGGACGCCAUUCCCAUAACUCUAGGGGGACGUUCUACCCACAGCUCCAUCAGGACACACCACCAUUACCUCCAGAAGGACGCCAUUCCCAUAACUCUAGGGGGACGUUCUACCCACAGCUUCAGCAGGACACACCACCAUUACCUCCAGAAGGACGCCAUUCCCAUAACUCUAGGGGAACGUUCUACCCACAGCUUCAGCAGGACACACCACCAUUACCCCCAGAAGGACGCCAUUCCCAUAACUCUAGGGGGACGUUCUACCCACAGCUUCAGCAGGACACACCACCAUUACCUCCAGAAGGACGCCAUUCCCAUAACUCUAGGGGGACGUUCUACCCACACCUUCAGCAGGACACACCACCAUUACCUCCAGAAGGACGCCAUUCCCAUAACUCUAGGGGGACGUUCUACCCACAGCUUCAGCAGGACACACCACCAUUACCUCCAGAAGGACGCCAUUCCCAUAACUCUAGGGAGGCUGUAAUGGGAGGAAACGGCGAUAUUAUGUUGCCUCCACAGAACGUUACCAGCGGCCUCUCAUCCACUACGGCCUCAGUGAGGAACGUUACUGUGUUACCGACCGACGACAUCAACAACUACAUGGAGGAGCGUGUUGCGCAGUACAUCCACCUCAUCUACGUUCCUAUCUGUGUCUCACUCGGCGUCAUCGGCAACAUCAUCUCCUUCUGCGUUUUGGUGAUGACGUCACUUCGCAAAACGACGACGUGCUUGUACCUAGCCACCAUUGCCUGCAUGGACAGCCUCAUUCUCGUCAUAGACUUGGUGUUCUAUCUAAGAAGGUACUAUACCUAUUCACACACAGACGAGACGUGCGGGAUCCUGUACUUCAUCUUCUACACCACAAUCCACUACGAUGUCCUGCUGCUGUUGUCCAUGACUGCAGAGCGAUACGUGGCUGUAAGCUUCCCGCUUCAUGCACAUUCACUCAUUACGCUCAAGAAGGCCGUCAUUGUCAUAGUAACACUGGCAUUUUUUUCACUUGGGGUUAAUUUACACAAUCUGUUCACACGCUCGGCAGAUUUUGACAGUUCAAAGCAAACAACGUUUUGUGGUUAUGACGGCGAAACGAACAAAUUUUUCGUCACCAAAGUAUUCCCAUGGAUAGACUCUGCCUUGUAUUGUUUUAUCCCGAUGACGUCAUUGUUCGUCCUCAACUUCCUCAUCAUCGCCAACCUGAAGAGGGCGGCCAAGAAACAACAGAAUCUUACCCAUACACUGAAGGGUACAGCUGGGAACAGACCCGGCCAGAGUCAGCGUCAGCUGACAGUCAUGUUGAUGUUGGUGUCCUUCGCUUUCCUCUUCUUGUCAGCACCAGUGGCUAUAAUCAUCAUUGUUCAGCGUUACGCCUGGUUCCCCAAAACACCUCAUGAGGUUGCAGUAUUUCAUCUGGUUCACGCCAUCAUCGACAACCUGAUGUACACCAACCACACCAUCAACUUUCUGCUAUACUGCAUCAGCGGUCAAAAGUUCCGCACCGAGCUCCGACGUCUGUGUUGUUCCCGAAGACGGUCCCGUAGAAGCAAUACGCACAGUUCCGACAAAAUCAUGACCCUCACUAACGGCAACACUGAUGUAGCUUUGGCAUCUGUAGCGUCGACUGUGUCUACGGCAGAAACAGAUGUGUUUGACAAAUCUAACGAAUGUGAGAGACCUCGAUGCUUUUGAACUGGGCAGCUACCAACACACAGAUCGUCUCGACUAUGUCGUUAACAUUACGUAGACCAGUAGAAAAGCAACUGUCUUUUCUUAAAACACAUCUGUGACGUCAUUCUAUUGUUUGAACGCUUCAGGAAUGGAGAGUUGUUUGUCAACUAUUCAUUAUCUUGAACCAGCAUUUGAAUUAAUUUCCACUUGGAAUAGACUAUUUUUUACAUUUAUUGACAAGUGAAUAAUUUCAUAUUUUUUCCUAAAACAUGUGUCGCCAACGGGGUUCGAACCCGCAUCGUUUUAUUUAAGAACCUGUAAUUGUCAACCUCUGCUGCGGCGGCACAUGAAGGUGUGGUGUGAAAUUAACUAUUAACUAUUUUCAAAUUUUUGCAUAAUGCUCAAAAGCUCAAAAUAAUAUGUAUAUAUUUUGUGUUAGAGCAGGCUACCUACAACAAUGUUCAUAUUUAUAGCAAUUAGAUAAACCUUUGCCGAGAAAAAAAUGCGGUAAUAUAUAUAUCUUUGUUCGGGGCUCUAUAGUUCCUAUUAUUCCCACCAACAUGUAUUGACAACGUGCAAGUGAUUGAUAAAUAUUAGUU